Trichomonas vaginalis G3 is the source of this 1695-nucleotide messenger RNA. Its product is annotated as phage tail repeat-like family. NCBI's taxonomy places the organism in Eukaryota, Parabasalia, Trichomonadida, Trichomonadidae. The record is from RefSeq and is a predicted model, not a curated record. Bases 1 to 1695 code for a protein of 564 amino acids. The transcript has a single exon.
AUGAUUAAACAACAACAGCAACCACAGACCAUUACAUACGCCAUAUAUGCAUAUAAUUCAAAGACGGCAGAACAAACGCAAAUGUUGAAAUAUGGAGAUUUGGAGAUAGUAUUGAAAAAUGACCAUUUCGAAUUCGUUUGCAAAGGUGGUGCGGUGAUAUCAAAUAUAAAAGAAAUUUUAUUUAUGAAUUCAAAAAUUAAAGGAAUAACGGAUGAUAUAACAUCAAUUCCACCAGAAGAACAAAGAUAUUACGCAUUAAAUGCAUUUCCUAAAGUUUUGAAGAUUGGAAGAUUUAAUUUAAAUGAGGAAUUCAUAAAAGGUUUCCUAAAUGACAUAAUGAAGAAAGCAGAUAAGGAAUAUGUUAACGAUGAGUUAGCAAAGAAAGCAGAUAAGGAAUAUGUUAACGAUGAGUUAGCAAAGAAAGCAGAUAAGGAAUAUGUUAACGAUGAGUUAGCAAAGAAAGCAGAUAAGGAAUAUGUUAACGAUGAGUUAGCAAAGAAAGCAGAUAAGGAAUAUGUUAACGAUGAGUUAGCAAAGAAAGCAGAUAAGGAAUAUGUUAACGAUGAGUUAGCAAAGAAAGCAGAUAAGGAAUAUGUUAACGAUGAGUUAGCAAAGAAAGCAGAUAAGGAAUAUGUUAACGAUGAGUUAGCAAAGAAAGCAGAUAAGGAAUAUGUUAACGAAAUAUACCAAAGUUUAGUUGGAACAACAAAAAAUAUUGAAACUAUUGUUGGCGACUUUUCUGUCGAUGAAGAAAAUAAAUAUUUUAGAUGGGAGUUUGUACAGUCCUUAAGAAAUGGUAUACGGUAUAAACUCAUUCCGAAAAAUAACAAUGAAAUGUAUGUAGGCUAUAUAAAGAAUAAUGACACACAAGUUAAAGUUCCAUUAGACAACAACUGCUACUUAAACUUAUAUGGAGACGAACAAAAGAAAUAUUUAAGAGUUUAUGAAAUGACGGAUAUGACAUUGUCUAACGUAGCUCCAGCACCGUAUUAUUAUGACUAUGGUGUUGACGCACGUGUAGACCCAAAAAAGCAAACAUUAUAUUUAGAUUAUUAUAGAUAUAAAAGAUAUAAUGCAAUAGAAAAAACGAGAAUAGUAUACUAUUAUGAAGAUGACAAAAAUAAAUAUUAUAGUCAAGACUUUACCCACCCUGAAAACAUAAGAUUAUAUUAUAAAAAAUAUUCUGACACAAACCAGAAGAAACCUGAAAUGGUUGCACUAUAUUUUAAGUUCAAAAGAGACAAUCCUAUAAUAUCUCAUAUGUUUGAUUUAAUGAACCCAGUAGGUUCUAUUUAUACAUCUAUGGAUGCAAGAGGUCCUCAAGUAAUGUUUGGUGUUGGUGCAUGGGAACAAAUAGUCGACAGGUUUUUGUAUUGUGCAAACUCUUCAAAGGAAACAGGGGGAAGUAAAACGAUUACAGGUGAAAAUUUACCUGCACACAGUCACUACAUAGAUUUAAGCACAUCUCAAGCAGGUUGGCAUAAGCAUAGAUAUUGGGAUUGGUCAGGAAUGACAAAAGGUAAAGGAUAUGAUGUUAAAGACAACGUUAAGUUUGCCAUAAAUUGUUACUGGAGUGACACUCAGGGAGAAGGAAACCAUACACAUCGCGUUUCAGGAUAUACACAAACAACGGGACAAAGUAAAGAUUACAUGCCACCAUUUAUGACUGUAUUCGCAUGGUAUAGAGUUCAAUGA